Molecule: messenger RNA, 844 nt
Organism: Phoenix dactylifera (date palm)
Lineage: Eukaryota; Viridiplantae; Streptophyta; Magnoliopsida; Arecales; Arecaceae
Source: RefSeq, a predicted model, not a curated record
UAUGAUAAACAAAACUUCUGAAGUGAAGGCCCAACCCAAUUUAUUAAAAUACUGAGGUGGCGCAGCCAGGGCGGUCGACCGGCGGCAGUUUCCAGCCCAGCGAAAGUGAAGAAAAUUCCAUGGGUUACCAGAACGAGGUUUUGCUACGACGAACCUUGUGAGUUGUGAGCGAGGAACGAUCGAGAAGUUUGAAACUUUUCUCUUCCACGGUAGCCUAGAUCUGGGUUCUUAUCAAAGAGGCCGAAAUCUACAAGGCCCUUGAGCCGGGCUAAUGGUUUGCUUGUUUUAGUUGAGAUAUACUUCUUGCUUGUAGUCUAUCCACGAAAAUUCUGGUCUGGUGAAGUUACUGGAAUAGUCAGGAAGCAUGGUAUUCUCAAGCUUUACUGGUGCUGGUGUUGGUUUUGGUUUUGGCAUUGGUUGUGGGUUUGGAGUUGGAUGGGGUUUUGGAGGGAUGCCAUUACAUACCUUUGGUCUGGGAAUAGGGGGUGGCUGUGGAGUGGGGCUUGGCCUUGGCUGGGGCUUUGGCAGUGGAUUUGGUUGUCAAUACCGCUCUUCUAAGGUCAGGUUCCAGGGUGUUGAAUUUGAGAAAAAGGCCGCUAUAGAUAAAGCAGCAAUCCCAGAAUCCUCAAAGCAUGUUCAAGAUGUUUGAGCUUCAAACUAGGACUCAAAAUUUGACAAAAUCUUUUGCUUGUAGAAUGCCUACCCGUAUGACAUAAAAUAUGUUAUGAUUAUGAUGAAUAACAUUAUCCUUCAAUGACCUGAUCCUUUCCUAUAUUUAGAUUCUAUUGUUGAAAAGUUUUUUUUUCUAUCAUGGAACCUCUGCAUGUCAAAAAUAUUUUGUUUA